AUGUCCAAGUCGUGCAACGCGCUUCGCUCCACUCUCACUGCUCUACGGCAGAUUCGUAAUAUGAGCAAUUUCACGCCUGCAAGUCGUGUUCAAGGAGCCAAACCUAGCAUCUGGGUGGAAUUUACAACUCUUGCACGUGAAUGCGAGGCUGUGAAUCUUGGACAGGGCUUUCCAAACGAACCUGUGCCACAAUUUGUCACUGAUUCACUGGGACAUGUUGCUGCUCAUCCGGAGCAAUUUUCAUGGCAUCAGUACACGCAAGUUGAGCUUUUU
Molecule: messenger RNA, 273 nt
Organism: Ostertagia ostertagi
Lineage: Eukaryota; Metazoa; Nematoda; Chromadorea; Rhabditida; Trichostrongylidae
Source: the annotation of a GenBank genome assembly